AUGGGCGGAGCUGGUCAGCCGCACAAGCCGAGCAUUCGCGGUGGCGCACGCCGAGUGCAGGUGAAGACCGGCUGCCGAACUUGCAAGGUCCGGAAGAUCAAGUGCGACGAAAAUCGGCCAGCCUGCCGACGGUGCGUUUCAACUGGUCGAGUUUGUGAUGGCUACGGGGUGUUAGGCAGCGAGGUGAACUUCUACAUUCAUCCGCUACGGGCCCCGGGUUCUAUCGGCAGCGUUGGCUAUCUGCAACGCCCGCGUGUCUACCCAUUCACUGGAACCACAGAAGAGUGGCAGUAUCUUGAGUGGUUCAAAUACCGCACAUCCAAGAAAAUCCCCGGCGCCUCCAUUCUGGCGUUAUGGGACCCGCUACUCUACUCGGCGUGCUGGAGCGAGCCCGCCGUCCUGCACGCUGUCCUGUCCCUGAGCUCUGUCCACAGGCGGGAGGUCUACGAGAGCGACUACGGAAGACGGGUGUGCGACACUCCGGACAAACAGGAACGGUUCACCCUGCAGCAUUACACCAGGGCGAUUCGUCAUCUGCAACCGCCCUUCGCGAUCAGGGACAAGGCAUCGGCGCGGACGGCUCUCAUGACCUGCUUCGUGUUUGUGUGCUUGGAACUUCUUUGCGGUCACUUGGCGACUGGGCAAGCCCAUCUCGAGAACGGGUUGAGGCUCCUCAGGGAGUUAGCAGUGCCCGUCACCGAAGGCAAUGGAAUUUUGCUCUUCGAGCUUGUUCCCGGUUCCAUCGACGACGCCAUCGUCCGGGCCUUCUGCCGCUUAGACCUCCAGUCAAAGCUAUUCAGGCACUGUUAUCGGCAUCCGUGUCAAGUUCUGCAAAUAUCUGAGGAUUCGUCGUCAUCGUCGUCGUCGCCGGCGAUUUUCCGCUCCGUCAACCAGGCGUGGACGCAGAUCGAGAAGAUAUUCGGCCGCGUAUUCCAUCUUACCGAGUUGGCGCGCCGCCAACAACAAGUUUCUCGCCAUGCCACCGUGGAACAACCAUCGUCCUUGGAAUCGUCUCUGACACAGAUCCAGGCGGAGAUAUCCAGGUGCUUCGACACCCUCGAAGCGUCCCGAAACUCGAUGCAGGACCAAGACUCAAGAGGUCUGGCUUACGGCCUGCUGUUCACAUACCACCACAUGGCGGCCAUCAUGGCGGACACCUGCCUGCGCGCCGACGACGAAUCCGUCUUCGAUGUGCAUACGCAGCGAUUCGUCUCCAUCCUCGACAGAGCCAUAGUCAUGUGGAAAGCAGGCCGGGCCGAACACACGGUCGCAGGGCCGCUCCCAUGGCCGCGCAUCCACAUGUCGCGGUCCAUCGUCGACAUCGGCUGGAUCGCGCCGCUCUACUACACGUCCCUCAAAUGCCGGGCCCACCGCGUCCGGCUCCAGGCUAUCCGGCUGAUGGAGACAACGUCGUACCGAGAAGGCAUGUGGGAUUCGAAAAUGGCCUCGUCGGUCGCGCGCCGGGUCAUGGAGAUCGAAGAGGGCGACUUUUACCGGGACUUGGGACCGGUGGACGACUUCGCCCUUUCCAGCUCUCCGGGGAUCCAGGCCCUCUCGUUACCGACAUCGCCCCCGCGGAACAGGAUCUGUGAGCUCCGCAUGGCCUUGUCUGAUGGCCCCGCCGAUCCUAUCCUCUUGCACUACCGACAGGCUCAAACGGCGUGGAGAGAUACGUUAAUAUUCACAGGCGGCGGCAAUGAACGCAGAGAUCUCCAACAGAGCCAAUCUACUGCUUCCCUGCGGGAAUAUCUGAAUGGUACAGAGAAUUCGCAAGCAUAA
Molecule: messenger RNA, 1779 nt
Organism: Cladophialophora immunda
Lineage: Eukaryota; Fungi; Ascomycota; Eurotiomycetes; Chaetothyriales; Herpotrichiellaceae
Exons: 2
Coding region: 1-1779 (592 amino acids)
Biological process (GO): regulation of DNA-templated transcription
Molecular function (GO): zinc ion binding; DNA-binding transcription factor activity, RNA polymerase II-specific
Source: RefSeq, a predicted model, not a curated record